Histoplasma capsulatum G186AR is the source of this 684-nucleotide messenger RNA. RefSeq lists its product as uncharacterized. Lineage: Eukaryota; Fungi; Ascomycota; Eurotiomycetes; Onygenales; Ajellomycetaceae. The record is from RefSeq and is a predicted model, not a curated record. The transcript has 2 exons. The coding region runs from base 1 to 684 and encodes 227 amino acids.
AUGCAGCCCCCCUCAGACUCCAUCAACCACCAAAGUCACAAGCUGGCAGAGUUCGUCGCCAGCCUCAGGUCCCAAAACAGUCUUGCUCCUCCUCAACCGCCACCAACAUAUGCGAUCGCAACAGCUCGUCCUUCACUCGAGGACACACUCGGAGACAUCGUCGAGGAUGACGACGAUGACGAAGAGAGCGCAGCCAUUGUCCCUAUCAUAAUCAAAAUCGAUACAUCGAUAAAUAUUGAGGGGCAGGGAAAUACUAUCGCCAUCCCCACAUCAAUGGGCGCAUCGACAUCGGAGGAGCCUCCUGCUUCCAUCCCCACUUCAAAACUGCAUUCUACAUCACUGCCUGCUGGUGGGAGUUCUCCUCUACAGCAACUCCAGCAACAGCGGCAGGUCAAAUCUGCACAGCUGGCGACAGCUAUUAUCUCCGCGCUAAAAACUUCUGGCAUCAUGGAUGAUAAAGAGACGGGCAGGCAGCGGCCUGUGGAAGUGAACGUAAGCUCUGGCAUACGUAUUAAAGGGGAUGGGAAUGUCGUGCGCGCGGGUGUUCCGAAGAGAUCAGCGUUGAGCCAUGUUGGAAAUUCCGAUUCUUCCUUCGAUGGGAAGGAGGAGUUGUCGAGGCGGUGGAGGAAAAGGAGGGCUAGCUCGCAGCCCAUCGAAAUCCUUUCAAAGAAGAGGCAAAUAUAA